UUAUUAAUCGAUUUUGCUUUUGCUAUUUGUUUUCUGGGUUCUACAGAACAGAAGAUCCAUUUUCUAAUCGGCACGAGACAAGUUUCUUUCAAUCAACAUUUCAGACGCAUCACUUUUGAUGUAGUUGUUAGACAAAAAUCAGACAAAAUCUAUUCAAUCCUAUCACUUUGAUACUUGAUACUUUGGCAUUAUACUUAUUAAAAUUCGUUUAUAUUCGUGAAAUAUUUAGCUUUUGUUGAUUCUACUACCGAACAUUUAUUAAGAACAUUCUUCUCCUGUAGAAUGUGUCUUCAGACAAGGCAUCUUUCGGAUGCUGUGACAAAUAGUAGGUACAUUUACUGGUAGUAGUUAGUUUUCUAGUCGUUACUAUGGGUCUCUGAAAAUGAUGAUAACCAACUAAUCAAAAUUGACUGCUUAGGUAUUCGAGUCAUCUUUUCUAUACCAAUAGAACCUUUUCAUACUGCGGAAUAUACUGCUCGGUUUGUCCAUUAAUCAACUAUUUGAUUACUUACUCGACAAAUUAAAUAACCUUAUGAAUCGUGAAUUAGUGGCAAGUAGGUAACACCUUUGCGAGUAGGGCUCAGCAGUACUGGCACACAGGGUCAUUUAAUUGUGUUGCUAUACGGCACUGAUAAUGUGGUUAUAAAUCUUGUUUACCAAAGGAAAUGAGUUUUACCUUGAAACGUUUGUGUAAAUACCUGAAGACUGAAAAAAUAGCUCUCUUUUUAAGAUGAAAGUACUGUCCAUAGUACAAAUCCUUAUAUUCGGUAAGCGCUCUGUUAGUCUGAGGUUUAGGUAUAGAAAUCUUUUCCUAGCACUCUCUCUUGGGAGCGGGACACAGAUUACUCGAAUUAUAGGAGGAACAUCAACCGAAAUAUCGUUGUUCCCUUACCAGGCCUCCUUACGAACUUUCGACAAUCGCCAUUUCUGCGGCGGUUCUGUUGUUAGCGAUCUAUGGGUUUUGACGGCAGCUCACUGCAUCACUCGGCAAAGGGCUGGAUCCUUCGUGGUCGUCCUCGCCACGAGCACCCUAACCGAUAGUGGCUCAAUUUACGGGAUUUCCAAAAUAAUUGCGCAUGCCUCUUACAACCCAGAAAGUCAUGUAAACGAUAUUGCACUCCUUAGAAUGUCCAAGAAAAUCACAUUCGGCCCUACUGUAAAGCCCAUCGCGCUUUCAAAGAUUUACCCGCCGGCCGGCGCGAUCUUGACGCUUUCUGGAUGGGGUUUAACUAGAUAUCCAUCCAAUUAUGUUCCGAACAAGUUGCAAACGAUUCAGUUGGUCAGCAUCAGCAUUUUACGCUGCAAGCUGUCACUUCCAGGAUAUCCAGUACCUAGCAACCACAUUUGCACGAACCAAGGCAGGGACAAGGGAGCUUGCGAGGGAGAUUCGGGCGGACCCUUAGUAUACAACGGUACGCAAGCGGGUGUCGUUUCCUGGGGGAUACCCUGUGCUAAGGGUUAUCCUGACGUUUUCACCGCCAUUGCAGCAUACGAGUCCUGGAUUAAGCAAUUUACAGCCGCAUAAAGAAUGUUACUAUUUUGGAUCUGACAUACAUUAAAAAAUACGUUUACCUGCC
Photinus pyralis (common eastern firefly) is the source of this 1577-nucleotide messenger RNA. Its product is annotated as chymotrypsin-1-like. The coding region runs from base 731 to 1525 and encodes 264 amino acids. Lineage: Eukaryota; Metazoa; Arthropoda; Insecta; Coleoptera; Lampyridae. Gene Ontology annotation, molecular function: serine-type endopeptidase activity. The record is from RefSeq and is a predicted model, not a curated record. Gene Ontology annotation, biological process: proteolysis. The transcript is spliced from 2 exons.